Phlebotomus papatasi is the source of this 1171-nucleotide messenger RNA. RefSeq names its product brachyurin-like. Lineage: Eukaryota; Metazoa; Arthropoda; Insecta; Diptera; Psychodidae. Bases 3 to 950 code for a protein of 315 amino acids. The transcript has a single exon. Gene Ontology annotation, molecular function: serine-type endopeptidase activity. The record is from RefSeq and is a predicted model, not a curated record. Gene Ontology annotation, biological process: proteolysis.
UCAUGGCAAGAUCAGUUGUGAAAAUGAAGACAAUCUUGCUGCUGUGCGUUGCUGUGUUUGCCCUGGCCCAGGCCGGUAAUACCGACAUUUAUUGGUCAACUGUGAGGCCAUUGUGGGAGAUCCCAUCAUGGCAGGAGACCCAUCCUAAGCUUAUGGAAAUUGUGGAAGCGCACAAGGAACUACCACAGAUUCAGUACGGACCAGGAGGACGCAUUGUUGGCGGAACUUAUGCCCAGCCUCAUCAGUUCCCCUACCAAGUUGGUCUGAUCCUUCACUUGGACGGUGGCAACGGCUUCUGCGGAGGUUCCCUGCUGUCUAAAAAUUACGUCAUGACUGCUGCUCAUUGUCUGGAUGCUGCUGGUUCGGCUAUUGCCAUCCUGGGAGCUCAUCAUGUGUUCGAGAACGAACCCACCCAGCAGCGUAUCUUCUCUCCGGGCAGUUCCUUCAGGCUGUAUCCCAACUGGGAUGCUUCCCUCGUUCGCAACGAUCUGGCCACUCUGCGCAUGGAGAACUCAGCUGAGUACAUUCCAGGCCUCGUUAACAGCGUUCGUCUGCCCAACUUCCGUCAGAUCGAUGUAGACUUUGCCGGUCAGAUGAGUAGCAUCAGCGGCUGGGGACGCUUCAAUGACUCCAGCAACGAACUCUCCCCAACUCUUCGCUAUGUACGCCUGCCCAUCAUGACCAACCUGGCCUGUACCCUCCGCUGGCCUGGAAUCAUUCAGCCCUCCAACAUCUGCGCCGAUGGAGCCAACGGUGGUCCCUGCAACGGAGACUCUGGUGGACCAGUGAGCGUCAUUGAAGCUGAUGGAGUCACAACUCAAGUGGGUAUUGUGUCCUUUGGACUGGCUCUGGGAUGUGAACUCAACUGGCCCAGUGCCCAUGCUAGAGUCACAUCCUUCCUCGAGUGGAUCGACGAGAACACCGACCACGAGAUCCGCGAAAACUGGUGAUCAGUUCCUUUCUCAUCCCUUCCCGAAUUGAUUAUGCAAUAAAAAUCACCUAAAUUGCAAAAAUGUCUCCCUGUCUCAACCCAAUGGACAAAGCCAAAUAAUGUCACCAUCGCGAUAAGAUAGGCAUGAACAUUUUACCUGGAUCCAAAGGUAGAUUAUUUCGCAGCUUCAGGGUGCUCGAGUUCUCUUGGAAUAAAUAAAUUUAAAAGCAACAGAAACCA